AUGUUGCGGUCGGUCUUCUCCGGAACCUGGCACUGGCAAUGGACGGCACGUCGUCUACAAACCCUCAUGAACUGGUAUCCACCCUUUGUGGGAGCCGGUGUAAAGGUCGUCACCCUCGCCAACGACUUUCGGUACGCCAAGGUACAAAUGCCUCUCACUUGGUACAAUCGCAACAUUGUGGGCGUACACUUUGGGGGCAGUCUCUAUGCCAUGUGCGAUCCCGUUUACAUGCUCCUACUCAUGCACGCACUCAACGACACGAACCGACACGGUCCCCACGAAUUCGUAGUCUGGGACCAGGCCGCGUCCAUCCAAUAUUUACAACCGGGACGGGGAACCGUGACGGCCGAAUUCAUUCUCAAUGACGCGUUGCUCCAACGUAUACAAACAAUGGAACCCGGGACGAAACAAACGUUGGAUUUGGGGGUCGACGUCCGCGACGAAGCCGGGAACGUGGUGGCUCGACUGGUCAAAACGGAAUAUAUUCGACGACUACGUAUGCCGCUUCGACCCAAUACCCAAUCGUGAGACUGGACUAUUCUGAUUGACAACAAUUCCGAGCCCUUGGGGAUUGCCCGGGCCACAAUAAGGGUCCGUUUCGUGUGAUUAGCGAUUUGGAAACCCUCGGACCAAUGCUACACGGAAACGAAACGUCGUGUGGCUUGGCUGCGGUGUGCCCAUGGUCACGGUAUCACUAGUCCGAGACGAAGUUUCGUGUCGAUGGCCUAGUUGUAGCCACAGUGGUUGGUAGUUAGGUAGGUAGGUAGGUAGGUAUACUUCUUUUCUCUCUU
Phaeodactylum tricornutum CCAP 1055/1 is the source of this 791-nucleotide messenger RNA. RefSeq lists its product with no specific name. The record is from RefSeq and is a predicted model, not a curated record. The coding region runs from base 1 to 528 and encodes 175 amino acids. The transcript has a single exon. Lineage: Eukaryota; Bacillariophyta; Bacillariophyceae; Surirellales; Neidiaceae.